Meleagris gallopavo (turkey) is the source of this 3265-nucleotide messenger RNA. The record is from RefSeq and is a predicted model, not a curated record. NCBI's taxonomy places the organism in Eukaryota, Metazoa, Chordata, Aves, Galliformes, Phasianidae.
CAGGAGGAAGGAUUCAGCGCCGCUAACGGUAACGGGUGGCUGAGGGGCGGCGCGGCGGUUCUCCUUCGACGGUGUUGGUGAGGCAGCCAUAGGCGCAGCUGAUAAAAAGUCAUCGCGUACUUCAAAAACACAAAUACUCUCAGAGCCUGGAUUUCCUAAUAUCGGCAGACUCCGAUUUACAGCUCGGUCGCAAUGAGGCGAAGCUCAACCACUUCUGGGAGUAGCGGUCGGCAGUCUACGAUGGUGCUGAGAGUGCAGGACAGCAACAAGAUGGGUCUUCAAACGCCUCAAAUGAAGGACAGAGGAACGUUUGGAAAGCUGAGCAUGAGCAAAACUACGUCUGCAACUUCAGAAAGAAAAGUCAGCUUUUUUGGGAAGAGAACUAGUGGGGCUGGAGGUUCACGCAACAGUCAGUAUGGUAUGUUUGGUACAGAAAAGAUCAAGGAUCCCAGGCCACUUCAUGACAAGGCGUUCAUCCAACAGUGUAUCAAACAGCUUUGUGAGUUUCUUGUUGAGAAUGGUUACGCCCAUAAUGUCACCGUAAAAUCACUACAGUCUCCAUCUGUAAAAGACUUUGUAAAAAUCUUCACUUUUAUCUAUGGAUUUCUCUGCCCUUCCUAUGAAUUGCCUGACUCAAAAUUUGAAGAGGAAAUUCCCCGAGUUUUCAAAGAGCUUGGGUACCCUUUUCCUCUGUCAAAAAGCUCCAUGUACACAGUUGGAGCACCACACACCUGGCCUCAGAUUGUGGCAGCUUUGAUUUGGUUAACUGACUGUUUCAAGUUGUAUGCUGCCAUGAGGGAAAAUCCAUCUUCAUUUGACGAUGGGCAGAACUGGGGAGGAGAAACUGAUGAUGGAAUUGUACAUAACAAGCUUUUCAUGGACUACAUUGUAAAGUGCUAUGAGCACUUCAUGAAAGGGGGAGAUACUUACGAAGAAUUGGAUGCAGAAGUGCAGUCAAAAUUAAAGGAUAUAUUUAAUGUAGAUGAAUUCAAAAUAGAAGGCUUAGCAGCAGAAAACAAAAGACUUCAUGAAGAAAUUGCAAGACUAGAAAAAGAAAGGGAAAGCGAGCCGGAUCGUUUAGUAUCACUACGAAAGCUGAGAUCUUCUUUUCAAGCAGAUGUUCAGAAAUACCAGGCUUAUUUGGCUAAUCUGGAAUCUCACACAACCAUCCUUGAUCAGAAAAUGAAAGGUGUUAAUGAAGAAGUUGAGGCAGCAGAAAUGGAAGUAGAAGUGAUGAAGCAGGAGAAUGCACGGCUUCAGCAUAUCUUUGAUAACCAAAAGUACUCGGUUGCGGAUAUUGAGAGAAUAAAUCACGAGAGAAAUGAGUUGCAGCAAACCAUUAAUAAGCUAACUAAGGAACUCGAAGCAGAAGAACAUCAGCUGUGGAAUGAAGAGCUAAAAUAUGCUAGAAAUAAAGAGGCGAUUGAAACACAACUGGCAGAGUAUCAUAAACUGGCUCGAAAGCUGAAAUUAAUUCCAAUAAGUGCUGAGAAUUCUAAAGGGCAUGACUUUGAGAUUCAUUUUAAUCCCGAGGCAGGACCAAAUUGCCUAGUCAAAUACAGAACUCAAAUUAAGGCUCCUCUCAUGGAGAUUGUAAACCAAACUGAGGAAGAAAUUAGGAAAGCUGUUCAACGGAAAAUGAGUUUGGAGGACACUUUGGAACAGGUGAAUGCAAUGGUAGCGGAGAAGAAAAGCAGUGUGAAAACACUGAAAGAAGAAGCAGAAAAGCUGGAUGAUCUUUACCAUCAGAAGCUUAAGGUAGAAUUUUUCUAUAUUUUUAAUAACAGUUUUUUGAUAACGUUAUCCCUAAUGCUUGUAUUUAUAUGUAAGAAUUUGUUUUGCUUGUUUGCUUGAAACUUGCUGUCAGCUGUUGCAGAAAAUGGAAUCUUCUCUUAAGAUAGCACUCAUUUCUGAAAAGAAUAAAAGUCAGUUUCCACUUUCUCUUAACAUAAUCUGGUAUCAUACUUUCUCUGAGCCUGUAAAUCAUAAACUACUACAACCAGUUAUAAAAGUAGCCAUGUCCAUCUCCUGACUUCAGGAUGACUCAGUGCAUGUGUUUUAAACAGAUUCUACAGUAUCUGCCAUGUUUAUGCCUUGUAUGUAAUAAAUACAGUUUGUAAUAAACCUGUUACCACACUUAAAAAUUGAGGAAAGCAUUAUUUAACUAAUAGCACAUGAAAUACAUUAUUGAUGUAAAGUUGUUUACGUUUUUCUUCCUCUAGGAAGUUCUUUCACUCAGCAGUUACACUGCUUAGGUGGAUUGAUUUAAAUGAAAGCUUUCAAAAAUACAUGAAAUUUACCUUUCGAUCUAAGGAAUUGCAUACAUCUUUUUCUGAAGACAAGUUCAUAAAAUACUCAAUAGCAACUGGAGAUUUAAAAUAGAAUACAGUCAGUAAUUUCUCCUAUAAUUUUUCAAGUAAUAUUCAUAAGACUUUAUAAAUGCACAAUUAUUUUUUAAGGUUUCAGAAAUUCACCAGAAUUAAGUGUUUAAUGAUGGUGGAAUUUGGUUUCAUUUUGCUAAAUAUACUGUUAUCAAUGAUAUUCGCGUUGGGUGGGUCACAGAAUGGCUUAGAUUGAAAGUGACCUUAAACUCCCAUCCAGUUCUGACCCCCUGAAAUGAGCAGGAUUAGACCAAGCUGCCCAGGCCCUAUCCAGCCUGGCCUUGAAUGCUGCCAAGGGGUGGGGCAUCUAAAACUUUUCUGGGCAGCUUUUUCCAGAACCUCAUUAUGCUCCAAGUAACGAACUUCCUCCAAACAUUGAACAUAAAUCUCCCCUCUUGUAUGUUAAAACAAUUCCCCUGUCACUAUCAGACCGUGUAAAAAAAGUCAGUUCCCCUCCUGGUUAUAAGCUCCCUUAAAGUACCGGAAGGCCACAACGAAGUCUCCCUGGUGUCUUUGCUUUUGCAAGCUAAACGAGCCAAGCUCCCUCAACCUUUCUUCAUAAGAGAGGUGCUCCCUCUACUUUGAUCAUCUUUGUGAUCCUUCUCUAGUCCUGCUCCAAUAGCUCAGAUAGAUGAUAGCUCCAAAAGAUGAUUGCUUGCAUUUUCUAAACACAUUUCAAAAUCAAAAGUGAAGACUUCUCUUUUUUAGUCAAAAAUUAUUUUGUUGUUUCUGAUGUUUCAUUUAUAAACUAUUUAGAAAGUCCAUAAGUAAUCUCUUUUUAGAUUAAUUUUGAGGGGAAGAUAGCUUAACACACGGACCUAGAAAUAUUGUUAGAGAAAUAAGGGAAGGUUAGGUUGGCUUUGAGUAGAGGAAAAUGCAAAAAA